Messenger RNA from Anopheles bellator, 1009 nucleotides. RefSeq lists its product as uncharacterized. The transcript is spliced from 4 exons. The record is from RefSeq and is a predicted model, not a curated record. Bases 188 to 697 code for a protein of 169 amino acids. NCBI's taxonomy places the organism in Eukaryota, Metazoa, Arthropoda, Insecta, Diptera, Culicidae.
CGGUGAUAGUGUUAGCUAGCGGAAACAAUUCAUUGUAGGUUUGCUGCUCCCUAAUAAGUUUCACUUGCUCACAGCUCUUUGUCGAAAUCUUAAGAGCAAGUUUAGAUUUUCGAUACAAGAAGCUUUACUAUUUUGCUGUGCGAACAGUGAAGCUAACCGCAUUUGGUGCCAUAUCGUUGAAUGUAUCAUGUACAUCAAAUCCGGACAUCGUUUCCUCAGUGACAAAGGACAGAUUAUAUUCCCAGGACCUCCAACCAGAUCGCCAGCAAUAUAUUACCAAACUAGCACUACAGGCUCUUUCACGACUACGACCAGCACCACUAUGGCGACUGAAUCGGUCGUUACUGAUGAAAAUGGCAACUACAUUGUGUCCGAUAUGUGGCAGAGUAAAUCCAGUUCCGGUUCGGAUAUGCUCUCGGAUAAGAUUCAAAUGUUCUAUAUCUACAUCACUGUAACAAUUACUUCCGUGUUUAUCAUUGUUGUGCUGGCUAUCUUUGGAUACAUGUGCUAUAAAAGGAAGGGAUUCCAGAGCAUCGACAAUCCGGACACGUCGGUAGAGACCACUCGGCGUAGAAGUAGUGCACAUAGAACGACGCGCCGGUAUUCGCGCCAUGGUUCUAAGGAACGCGAAGCAACAUCAGCGACAACAGCAACCGCGAGCGUUGAAGACCAUCCUGGCCAAACAUUGUUACGUUGAGCGGUUAUUGAACGGUUGUUUGUGGUGUGUCAUAUUCUUUGCUACCAGUAAUCAUUACAAUAGCUUUUGGUGUAUUUUAUGCAGAAUAGAACUACGAUGUCCGAGCUACAGAAUAUUUUUUUCGAUCUAAUAAAAGUGUAGCCGUGACAUAGCAUUGUUACUUGCAGGUUUUUAUCCGUUCGGAAGGAAACACUUACGCUUAGCUGGUGUGCUCGUCGAUCCGAGGGUGGAAGUGUUGCCAAAGUUAAACGACAUGGUUCCUUAAUGAAAUGCAGGGAUAUAACCAAUAAAUUGAAGUUUAGUCAGCGUGUU